Messenger RNA from Aspergillus japonicus CBS 114.51, 1293 nucleotides. Its product is annotated as putative isomerase YbhE. The transcript has a single exon. The coding region runs from base 1 to 1293 and encodes 430 amino acids. Gene Ontology annotation, molecular function: protein binding; 6-phosphogluconolactonase activity. The record is from RefSeq and is a predicted model, not a curated record. Lineage: Eukaryota; Fungi; Ascomycota; Eurotiomycetes; Eurotiales; Aspergillaceae.
AUGAAACUUUCAAUCUCAGCAAUCACACUCUCGUUCCUCUUCUUCACCACGACUGUACAAGGUGUCCUGUUGUACGUGGCCUCGUGGUCCGGAAACAUCACCGUUCUGUCUCUGACCUAUGAAUACUUUGCGUCCACUGGAUCCCCUGCCUUCGUGGAAGAUGGGUAUUUUGCAGGAUUUGCUCCGCAGAAGAAAUACCAACUGUCGAUGGUGGACACCUUUGCAACCCCGGCCCAGCUGCCCGCCUGGCUGACGUUGAAUAAACACAACGACAUCCUUUACCUGGUCGACGGGGUGACGACGGGCAAUGGCACGCUGACAGCCUACCGCACCAGCUCGCACAACGGAACGGGUCCACCCGUGCAGCUGGACAGCGUCGAGUGCCUGCUAGACGGGGCAUACGCGGGGUUCUACGCCAACGGGCGAGGGCUGGCAGUGGCGCACUACACCAGCAGCGCGCUGCAGACCUACGAUGUCAGCGACACGGUCACGGGCAAGCUGAAGCCGGUACAGACCUUCACCUACACGAUGGACCAGCCAGGGCCCGCGCCUAGCGGACGACAGACGGCGCCCCAUAUCCACGAAGCCCGGACGGACCCGCUGGGUCAGUACAUGCUGGCUGUGGAUCUCGGCGCGGACAAGGUGCGCGUUUACGCCAUUGACGACGAAACUCUGCGACUGGACGAGCGCUCCGCGCUGAACGCUACGGCAGGCUCUGGGCCCCGCCAUGGAGUCUUUACCGCUGAGCCCGUGCGAUUCCCGGACGGCAACGCCAGCUAUGUUUAUUAUCUGGCGGCGGAGAUUGCCGGUACGAUCACCGCCUAUCGCGUCCACUAUCUCCCCAAAAGAGGAGGCUUGCGCUUUGACUACCUGCACACCUAUUCGUCGCUGGAGCCGGGCGUCCCCAAGCCCGCCACGGGGGGGAAAGGGGUCACUGCGGAGCUGCGUCUGAGUCCCGACGGCGAUUUCCUGAUCGUGAGCAACCGUCGUGACGCCCGUUUCAACGGCACCGCCACCCAGUACCCCCCCAAUGGCACCUCUGACUCGAUCUCAACUUUCCGGGUCCGAUCCGAUCUGGCCGGUCGACUAGACUUUGUGCAGGCGGUGCCCGCGGGGGGCUCGUUAGCACGAACCUACGACCUCAAUCGCGCGGGGAACCUGGCGGCUGUUGGCGUUCAAGAUGGCUUCCGGGUCGCCAUCCUGGAAAGAGAUCUGGGAAGUGGAUUAUUCAAGGAACAGGUGGCGGAGAUUGAUGUUCCGGGACAGAUCUGGGGGGUGGUAUGGAAUGAGUAG